Messenger RNA from Suillus plorans, 1605 nucleotides. RefSeq lists its product as uncharacterized. Bases 1 to 1605 code for a protein of 534 amino acids. The transcript has 11 exons. The record is from RefSeq and is a predicted model, not a curated record. Lineage: Eukaryota; Fungi; Basidiomycota; Agaricomycetes; Boletales; Suillaceae.
AUGUCCAUCACUGGGAACACCAUUGCUUCACUGCAAGCGUUUUAUACUAUAUACACGGCUGUUCUACUCUUCCUUACCCAACGGCUUGCGAUUUCGAGAACACUUGUACACCGUGUGAAACUGACUGCCGUUCACGACAUCUCUAGCGCAUGGGCGGGCCUUGGUUCUGCACUCAGCAGCGUCUGGCGACAAACUGCCAUCCCCGCCUCGUGGUGGACGACUUCCGCUGUGGCAGCCUACCUUGCGAGCAUAACCGUGCUGCAUGUCACCUCUUCCACUCUCCUACAAUUCCAAACGUUCAAUGCUUCUAUGACGACUUCAGUGCCCACAACGCUAGGGUGGCUAAACGAUUCAUCGUAUAGCUCUCCCACGAACCUGGGACUCAUUACCAUAUCUCUACCAGUUGUCAAUCAGUUGACUGGACUCGUGUCUGCAGGAUUAGCCAACACCACACUCUACGACACUCUCAAAACAAACGCUAUAGCAGGAAAUGCCACUGUGAAUGCAACGACGGUAACCUCGCGUUGCGGAUUGAUUCCAAAUGUGACAUACUAUGCGGAUGUUGGCGAGUUGAUCUUUCAGUUGGGGCCAAAUUCUUCCAUUACAACUUAUAUGGAAAUUCCCUGGUCAGAUCAGAUAAAUGUAAUUCCAGACUUUGGUAAUUUAUAUCCUAGUACACAAUCGGAGCUUGGUGGUGUCUAUCUUAUGGUCUCUACAUUAUUGGGGAUCGACCCUUCGGUACAAGAUGAGGUUGCUGUAAACAUGACUUGGACUAUCCCUGGCAUUGCCACUCCAUACAUCAUCCAGGCCUAUUUCGUAUAUUGCUCGCUGUCAGCGAACACUACAGAUGGGGUAGUCAACAUGCAAACCAACAGCCUACUGAGUCCUACGUCCAUAUCGCAGCCAUCCACGCAAUGGGAAAUGUAUCAACUCGGGUGGUCGAAUACUAGAUGGCAAACACAGAUCGGCAGUGCUUUGGCUACCCCAGAUAGCCGUAGCGGGACUGCAUUUGCAUUUGACGGACCCUCUGUUGUGGACGCGUAUAUCAUGUCGUUGAUAGGCCUGAAUCUCACUGAGGAACAUACACAAUUCGGAGACGGUGCUCUUCCGAUUUCCAAUUUCACGUUGAGACCGGAUGAACUAGAAUUUGCUGUUGCGAGAUCUGCUGCACAACUCAUCUGGCUAGGACAAAUGGGUGCAGCCAAUGGAGGAAUUGACACUGGCAAUGGGACAGCCUAUGUUAAUGAGGAGUUCAUUGCCCUACGCCUCAAUAUUAACCUUCUUCCUUUGGUUUUCACGGCGUCUGCAUCGGUGAUCAUGUUGGGACUGGUACUACAUAUGACCCGAGCAUUCCAUGCAUCGCACGACAGUCAGGCUGUUAUCCCAAACAUAGGUGUGCUGCAACUCUUGUGGUUGGGUCACCGUUCAGCCUCUAUCAAUGAAGUCCUGGAAGAUGUGCAACAUCCGACAGAGGCCAAUCUGCGGCGAGCAGGCAUGAUAGAUGUUUGUUUUUCGAAUAUCAUGCCCAACGGAGAAUUUGGGAGCUCAACUGCUAGCGACAGUCUCUCUUGCGAUGUUGACUACCGUCGUGAUGAGGAGAUGUGA